Molecule: messenger RNA, 1362 nt
Organism: Aspergillus nomiae NRRL 13137
Lineage: Eukaryota; Fungi; Ascomycota; Eurotiomycetes; Eurotiales; Aspergillaceae
Exons: 3
Coding region: 1-1362 (453 amino acids)
Molecular function (GO): protein binding
Source: RefSeq, a predicted model, not a curated record
AUGCCACCUACGUCUCAGAGCCCUCCGUUGGCGAGUAUUUUGGUAGCCCGCUUCUUACGAAGCAACAACUACGCCGAGACUCUUAAUGCAUUCAUCCGUGAAGCGGGAUUGCCCGCCGACGCGGGGCAAGUAACAGACAGCAAAGAAGACAACUGGACGAUCGAGGGCGUACUCGAGGAGAAGAAAGCCUUCGACCAGACUCUGGGAUUCGAACGGUACGGCGAAGAGGAAAAGGAUGAGUGGAGCGUUCCUGCACCUUCCAACCCCAAGCUCAUAGAGACACCAACAUCAUCAAACAUCCUCGCCUGCUCCGUGGAUCCAUGGAGACACCCCGAUAGCACCGAGGACAACAACCCAUCUCGUCUCAUAGCCACAGGCGCAGACAAACAGCUCCAUCUCUUCCAGACAGAAGCCGACAAUGCCACCCUCAGCUCACUCCCAAGACUCUCCGAGUCCCCAAUCCUCUCAUACGCGCCUAUCCGCAAUGGAGAAUACGUCUGUCUAACCAACAUGUCGGGCCAGCUGCUUCUACAACGGAACGCGGAGAUCCUCGACAAAAGAAAAGACCACGCCAAGUACGCCGUCAAAAUAGUCGCAUUCGAAGACAACGACUCCGCCACAUGGGUAGCCACAGCCGGCUGGGACUCCAAGAUCAAUAUCUACCGUCUCGAUCUCGCCAACGAAGCGAUCGGCGAGCCCGUCGCAUGCAUCACUCUAGCCUCCAACCCGGAGUCGUUGCUCUUCGUCCAACACCCCGAUACCAAGGAACUGCUUCUGCUGGUCGCCCGCCGCGACUCCACCCAUCUGUACUACUACCAGGUCCAACGACAGCCGCCGUACGAAUGCACCCUCCGUGGCAAACAGAAUCUGGCGCCCCAUUCCAACGCCUGGAUCGCCUUCUCCCCGUCCUGUCUCGCCCUCAGCCCCCAUGACCCGGGCCUCUUGGCUAUCGCUACCUCUACUUUGCCGCAUAUGAAGGUUAUCAUUGUGCGGCUUCUGUUCCCGGCUACAGGGAGCUUAGAUGAGAGCGCGGAGCCGGAGACACAAGCUACGCAGGCUCUCGCGGCGCUGUCGCUUCAGAACCGCGAGGACGCUGCCAUUACGGCGUAUUCGACGCCGCAGGUUGCUUGGAGACCGGAUGGGUCGGGGGUCUGGGUUAAUGGGGAUGAUGGGGUGAUUCGGGGGCUGGAGGCUAGGACGGGGAAGGUGGUUACGGUGUUGAAGGAUGGGCAUGUGGCUGGGUCUAAGAUUCGGACGAUCUGGGCGGGUUGGGUGGAUGUUUUGAGGGAUGGGGAGAUUGUGAGGGAGGAGUGGUUGGUUAGUGGGGGGUUUGAUAAGAGGUUGAUUGUCUGGAAGGCUUGA